UUGGAGGUUGGAAACUGUUGCUGAAGCAGAAACCUGACCCAGCAGCGCGACUUCUCUGUUUUCUUCUUCAUAUGGGUCUGCAUUUAUAAUUUACAUUUUUCUUAAAUGUUUAAAACUGGUGGCCAUAAAAGUGAGUUAUCAAGCAAAAUAAUGUGACAAGCUGACAGUGAAUUAGCUUAAAUAUGAUGUCGUUGGUUGAUGUUACAUACAGAAGAUACAUUUUUGCUUAUUUGACGUGUAUCACUGUGCAUCAUUUUGACACGGCACUGGAUGGAGCCCGGCAGUAUUGGGUCCAAACUAUAUGUUGUAUGUUAUCCCAAAGAGGGUCAUGAAAAUUGAAAUUGGAGCUACGGGCGUGUAAAGAUCUACAUGGGAAUGAAAAAAUCCAGGAUGAUAUCAUGUCUGCUUUGCUGCAGCCUUUGCUUUGUUUUCAUGCAAGUCAUCCUGCAUCGAUUAUUAAAACCACGUUUAGACACAAAAAUGACAGAAGAAGGAGGCAGCAGUACUGAAUAUCUGUCACAUGCCAACAUCGAGAGAUUUUUGAGGUUAUGUGGCAAUGCCAGCCUGCCCGUGUUUCUGUUUGAUGAGUACAUCUUGCAGCAGGUCUUGGCCAGUCCUAACAACAUGGAGAUUAAAAACAGAACUUGCAAGUUUCUUUGCAAUAAACAGCUGGUGACAUCCUUUGCAAUAACUGCUGAGAAGUGGCUACCAGAACAUAAGGUUCACAGUUUUAUCAAAGAAUCCGUAAAAGAAGGUUUCACAUCAGUCAUUUCAUUAAAAUCAGAACACUGGAACUCACAUCUUGAGUCUUAUUCUCAAGAUCCCAGCCAUUAUUUCUUUAAACGAGGUGGACAUAUCAUUCACCUGGUUGUUCUAUACGAAAUAAUGGAUAAAAGUUGGUGGCAUGGGGCAAUAGUAAUGGAUGCAGCAAAUGAAGAGUUACAGGAAUACCAUUCUUAUAUACAUGCUUCUAGAGUAGGAGUAUUUGCUGGUCUAGUAGAUAAGUUUGAAACUGUACAAGUGAAGAUGGACAGCAUUUCUGUGAAUGCCCCCAGGUACCCCAAGUGGACCCUGGCACAAAUGAACAAUUCCAGAUAUAUAGAAUGCAAUCACACUCAGGCAAAACUGUUUUACCAAAAAUAUCCACUAGAAGAAACAGAAAGAAUGAGGACUUUUAGAGAGCAGGCCAUCAACUUGCUACGGAAGGGGUCAGCGAUUUUGGAUGGUCUUGGAGUGAGGUUUUGGCUAAGCAGUGGGACCUGCCUUGGAUGGUAUAGGCAAUGUGAUAUAAUCCCACACACAACAGAUGUAGAUUUUGGCAUUUGGAUAAAAGAUUAUAACAAGAAAAUAGUUCCAUCUUUUCUUAGCCAUGGCUUCAGUCUGGACCAUCAGCUUGGGAAGGUCUCGGAUAGCUUCCAGUUGUCUUUCAAGUAUGGAGAUGUUAAAUUAGACAUCUUCUUCUUUUAUGAAGAAGGGGAAUAUAUGUGGAAUGGUGCUACUCAAGUUAAGACAGCAAACAAAUACAAGUAUUAUUUCCCAAGGUUUACCCUUUGUUGGACAAUGUUUUAUGUUGAAAAAGUAAGAGUGCCAUGUGAAACUCAGUCUUAUCUAGAGGCCAACUAUGGAACAAACUGGUGGGAGCCUGUAAAGAUUUGGGACUGGAAAAAGAGUCCACCAAAUGUCCGAGAAAAUGGACAAUGGCCAGAAGAGGAGUGGGAUGAUGUCAUUCAGAUUCCUGAUAGUUAAUUUCACAAAUUUAUUUGAUCUCAUAUUGUUCUUAUUUGGUGUUGCUGAUAUUUCUAUGCAUUUAAAGGUACAGAACUUCAUAUAGUGUUCAGUGCUGUAAUACAUGUAGGAAUUUGCUUUUCUACAUGGAAGAUUUACCCAAUGAACAUUGAAGUGGACUUCAGUGUUUGUUAAAUGGACUUCAUUUAGAAAGAUAUUAUGGAUUUUAUCAUAUUCCAACAUGUAUAUAAACCGUCUGUGCCAAAAAACCUUUUUGCCUACUGGAAUACCAGGAUCUAAGGAUCUAUUGACCCAAAGAUGAAUUAUCAGCCAGUAACAGAACAAAUUUACAAAAUUUUACUGGUGGCUUCAGUUUUACUGGAAUUUGGCUUGAUGUCAGUGUUAAAGGCAAAGGCUUAUCUUAAUACAGAUUAAUAUCUUUAAGGUGCAAUGGCGAGUGUCAUACAUGUAUAGUGAUGUAAAAGAGUUAACAUGUAUUAACAAGAACUGAUUCAGAGCUGGAUGUUUUUUCUGUCCUAUGCUCAGGAAGAAUAAAUACAUCAUAUAUCUAAAUGAAUUGGGUGAUAACAUCCAUGUUAAAAAACAAUGAAUUAUUUAUUUAAAAUCAUUUACCAUGGUUAAUAGCAUAUGGGUGCUGUUUGUUGGGAAUUGUUUUUACUGGAGAAUGAUAUUGCAAUUAGCCAUUCAGGCAGUACAUAGGUAACCUCAAGUCAAAACUGGGAUUGUUCAAAGCCCAAGCAUUGUUCAAAUGAAGACAUGCUCUUAGACUUUAGACUCAUUUUUAUAUAGUUCUAAUUUAUAACUUUAGUUAAAGGAAAUGACAUUAAAACUACAUCUUGUA
Messenger RNA from Lingula anatina, 2587 nucleotides. RefSeq names its product ribitol-5-phosphate transferase FKTN. Lineage: Eukaryota; Metazoa; Brachiopoda; Lingulata; Lingulida; Lingulidae. The record is from RefSeq and is a predicted model, not a curated record.